AUGAGAAGGCUCUCGAGAUGGAUGGACACCCCGCCUUCUGAAGAACCCUUAGAGGCGCAGAACAAAACCCUGGACAUCCAGGAAGAGGAGAUGGGGUUUAAGGAAAUGGAUGGCCUGAGGGAAGCCUUGGCAAACCUCCGGGGCCUGUCCGAGGAGGAGAAGAGCGAGAAGGCCAUGCUCCGCUCCCGCAUCCACGAGCAGUCCCAGCUCAUCUGCAUCCUGAAGCGGAGGGCCGACGAGGCCCUGGAGCGCUGCCAGAUCCUGGAGCUGCUCAACACGGAGCUGGAGGAGAAGGGGGAGCUGGAGGCCGAGAAGCUGAAGGCCAAGAGCGAGCAUGCUCGGAAGCUGGAGGACCGCUUCAUGACCCUGGCGGCCAACCACGAGGAGAUGAUCCGCUUCAAGGACCAAUACAAGAGCGAGAACGCCAAGCUGCGGGAGGAGAACGAGAGGCUGAGGCUGGAGAACAGCAGCCUCUUCAGCCAGGCCCUGAAGGACCAGGAGGCCAAGGUCCUGCAGCUCACGGCCGGGAGCGAGGUCCUGGCCAAGGAGCUGGAGGCUCUGAAACAGAGGUGUGCCCAGGAUGCCCGCCGGGCACAGGCCCGCGAGGAGGAGCUGCUGCAGCUGCAGAGCCAGCAGGCCAGCGCCCACGCCAAGGAGGCCGAGCAGCUGCGUGGCCAGCUGCAGAGCCUCCAGCAGCAGCACCAGCAGGCCACGGAGCAGACGGCCAAGGCCGAGCAGGCGCACAGCAGCCUGAGCCAGGAGCUGCAGGCCAGGCUGCAGACGGUCACGCGGGAGAAGGAGGAGCUGCUCCAGCUCUCCAUGGAUAGGGGCAAGGUGCUUCAGACCAAGCAGGCAGAGAUCCGCCAGCUGGAGGAGAAGCUGGAGGCAGCCGAGGUGGCCAGGCGGCAAGCGCUAGAGCGGUUCGAGCAAGAGGCCGUGGCCGUGGACAGUAACUUGAGAGUCCGGGAACUCCAGCGCAGGAUAGACGGGAUCCAGAAGGCCUACGAGGAGCUCAGGCUGCAGUCGGAAGCCUUCAAAAAGCACAGCCUGGAUCUUCUAAGCAAGGAGAAGGAACUCAAUGCCAAACUCCGCCAUCUCUUUCCGUAG
Pipistrellus nathusii (Nathusius's pipistrelle) is the source of this 1107-nucleotide messenger RNA. NCBI's taxonomy places the organism in Eukaryota, Metazoa, Chordata, Mammalia, Chiroptera, Vespertilionidae. The record is from the annotation of a GenBank genome assembly.